AUGAAGCAUAGGUUAAGGCAAGAUGCACAGCUUAGUGGUUUUGUGGCGAAUGAUGAGAAAAGCCAAUGGGUGCCAGUCCAGUCAGGGGAGUUGCUGGGUGAUGUUUUGAAUCUACAGAUGGGGACAUUGCAGGUUCUGCAAAAGAGGGUGGAUGCUUUUCUUCAUGUUCUGCAGGAUGUUCUAGCUACUGUUUUUUUUUCUGCUUGGAAGGUAGCACGUUAUACAGUGCUCCUGGCUUCUAUAAGUUUGGUGCUGGGUCCAGUAGUACGCCUGUUGGCACGGAGUUUAUAUCAUGAUAUUCUGCACGUAGUAUCUGCAGACACACAGAAGAAAGUUCUUUUCUGGCAGUAGAAUUUUCAUAAUGCAGGUUACCCUAUUUGGUCGCCUAGCCCAAAACACGAGGUUUUGACCUACUCAGAUGCCAGUGACUUAGGAUGGAGUGGAUGUGCUGUGCAACUUGGACGACGGGCCGCAGUGGGGAACUGGUCAGUCGAAGAGAGUAAAAUGAGCUCCACUUUCAGGGAACUUAGCCUUGUCUUGCAAUCCUUUGCUCCUCAGCUGCAAGGGACGGAGUUUCUGCACGGGACUGAUAACAUGUUGUGA
Molecule: messenger RNA, 603 nt
Organism: Porites evermanni
Lineage: Eukaryota; Metazoa; Cnidaria; Anthozoa; Scleractinia; Poritidae
Source: the annotation of a GenBank genome assembly